Messenger RNA from Theobroma umbraticum, 3309 nucleotides. It is a transcript of the gene SVL4, whose product is annotated as SHV3-like 4. NCBI's taxonomy places the organism in Eukaryota, Viridiplantae, Streptophyta, Magnoliopsida, Malvales, Malvaceae. The record is from RefSeq and is a predicted model, not a curated record. Gene Ontology annotation, biological process: lipid metabolic process. Gene Ontology annotation, molecular function: glycerophosphodiester phosphodiesterase activity.
UCACUUGAAAUAAAUUCUGACCAGCUAUUAAUGCCAAAACAAUUUGUGGGGAGUUAUUAAAGAACAACUUUAAACCAGUUAAUCUCUCUCUGCCUCUCUUUUGUUUUUUUUUUUUUUCCAUUACAUUCCCUUUGAGAGUUUCUUCCAUAGUUUAUGUGAAACUUGACAGGGGAAUGUUCUUUCCACACAUCUAAUCAAGGUUCAUAUUCUGGCUUCAUGGAUUUAAGUGACUUGUGACAUCAGAUGAAACAUGUAUCAGGAAAAAGUUCUGACAUGAAACUCACAGAGUUGAGGAAUUUUGGAGGAAAAAUGAUCAGGUGUUUGCUUUUCAUUUCCCUGUUGAUCCAUGCUUCUUUGGCUAAAAAACAAGCUCCUCAGGCCGCUGCGGCUCAGGCUCCUGUCAAGAAAUGGCAGACUUUAAGCGGUCAACCACCCCUUGUGAUUGCUCGGGGUGGAUUAUCAGGGCUUUUUCCUGAAUCUAGCUCAUUUGCAAAUGACAUGGCCAAUCAGUUAAAAUCUACGGAUGUGGCUUUGUUCUGCAAUCUGCAGCUGACAAAAGAUGGCAUCGGCAUUUGCCUCUCAGAUAUCAGGCUUGACAAUUCAACAACCAUAGGGAUGAUCUUCCCAAAAGAUUCCAAGACCUACAACAUUAAUGGACAGCAGGUGAAGGGUUGGUUUGCUGUGGAUUACACAUCUGAUGUAAUAUUCAACAAUGUGUCAUUGGUUCAAAGUGUAUUGUCUCGAACAAAUGCAUUUGAUGGUCAACUGCCAAUAUCUACUCUUGAGGAUGUCACAGGCGUUAGACCCUCAUCGUUUUGGGUGAAUGUUCAGUAUGACGCUUUCUAUACAGAACACAAACUCAGUGUGUCAGGAUAUCUAGAAAAGGCUAUGAGAUUUAUGGGGAUAAACUUCAUUUCAUCUCCUGAAAUUGGUUUCUUGAAGAACAUGAACGGAAAAGUGAACAGAGCGAGGACAAAGCUCAUCUUCCAGGCCCUUGAUCCAGAUGUAGUUGAACCCACAACCAAACAAACAUACGGUGCAAUAUUGAAGGAUCUUGCAGCCAUCAAGACAUUUGCAUCAGGGAUUCUUGUCCCCAAAGGAUACAUAUGGCCCGUUAAUACAAACAAAUACUUGGGAAAUCCUACUACUCUUGUGGCUGAUGCUCACAAGCUUGGCCUAGAAGUCUAUGCUUCUGGCUUUGCAAAUGAUAUGCCAGCAAGUUACAAUUAUAGUUAUGAUCCAACAACUGAAUACUUGCAGUUCAUCGAUAGUCCCCAGUUUUCUGUCGAUGGGUUGCUUACAGAUUUCUCUCCGACAGCAUCAGCAACCAUUGCAUGCUUUGCAGCCAAUGAAACCACCAAGCCUAAGAAAGGGAAAGCUUUGAUCAUAACUCACAAUGGAGCAAGUGGGAUGUAUCCUGGUUGUACUGAUCUCGCUUAUGAGCAAGCAGUAAACGAUGGAGCUGACAUAAUAGACUGCUCAGUCCAAAUGUCAAAAGAUGGAGUAGCUUUCUGUUUGGAUUCAGCCGAUCUGACAGGGGAUACUACUGCGAUGCCUACCUUCAUGUCUCGCUCUUCCUCCAUACCCGAAGUUCAAAAAGAGAAGGGAAUAUUUUCAUUUGAUCUUACAUGGAGCGAGAUACAAACCUUGAAGCCUCAAAUUGUGAGCCCUUUUGGACAAAAUGCUGGCUACCAAAGGAACCCUGAAGCCCAGAACAAGGGUAAAUUCAUGACACUCGCAGACUUCUUGGAGUUUGCUAAGGCAAAGGCAGUUUCUGGAAUCUUGAUUAACAUAGAAAAUGCUGCUUACCUAGCAUCAAAGAAGGGUCUUGACAUGGGAGAUUCUGUUACCAAAGCCUUAGGUAAUGCAACCUUUGACAAACAACAAACUCAACAAGUUUUGGUCCAGUCAGACGACACCUCAGUGUUGUCCAAGUUCCCAGGUGUCCCAGCCUACAAAAGAUUGUUACGCAUCAAAGAGGAGAUAGGUGAUGCGCCUAAACUGGCAGUAGAUGAAAUCAAGAAGUAUGCUGAUGGAGUUGUUGUCGGAAGACCUUCCCUGAUUUCAACUGAUAAUGGCUUUACCCAGGCUCAAACCAACGUUCUCCAGGAAAUGCACGCAGGAAACAUCUCAGUAUACGUCUUUGUUUUGAGAAAUGAGUUCGUCGCCCUUCCAUUCGAUUUCUAUGCGGAUCCCAUGGUGGAGCUUGCUACCUAUGUUGCUGCGCUAGAAGUUGAUGGGGUUAUAACCGACUUCCCUGGAACUUCCAGUCGAUAUAUGAGGAGCCCAUGCGUGGAUCUCAAUGGAGAGAUUGCCAUCAUACCAGCUGAACCUGGUGCGCUGCUUAAGCAAGUUCCUCCCAUGGCAUUGUCACCAGCAAAUCCCCCCAAUCCCCCCCUCGAGGUUGCAGAUGUUGUUGACCCUCCACUUCCGCCAGUAGCCAAUGUGUCAUCAUCCACAGCAGAUUCACCGGGUGCACCUGCACCUUCUUCCAGUGGAAUGGCGAUUACUGCCAACUUUGGUCUUGGUCUAGCAGCAAUUAUGGCGCUCAGCUUACUCUCUCUGGGAUAUUGACCUUUAAUGCCUAUCAACUCUAGCCACUUUGAUUUUUUUUUUUUCUCCUACAGCUUAAAAAUUUCAUGAUAUAAUUUUCUGUUUGUCAUCUUAAUAUUUCAUGGUAAUUUGUACUAUAGCGAACAGACAACUGGGAUAAGUUCUCAAAUUCUCAUACCACAUGAAUUUCAAUUGAAUCUCUGAUCCAUAGCCUAUUCUCCAUUUCCUUUUGCUUUUCUUUUAAUUAGGUAACCAGUAGCCAAUUGCAGUAUGUUGGAUUGGAAGGGAACUUGAAAUCUCCACUAUGAUAGUAAAAUCUUAUGGAAAUUCAUGCUUUAGCUAGAUAAAUUACAAUUCUGCAUCACAUCAAAAUCAUCCAUCUGUUACAGAAUAUGCCAGAGUGUACGUCCUCCACCAGGCAGGAAAACGCAACCAAGCAACACCAAGCACAGAACCUGGAGAAUUAAAAAAGGAAAAUGGGGACAUGGGGUUGGGGGAAGGAAGCGAGGCUCAGAUUCGCCUUUUAUCAGACAGGUAAAGGAACAAAGGCCGGUGGCUGCAACAAAAACGAGAGUUGCCCCGCCAAGCUACGGCCUUUUUUCCUCAAAGCCUGGACUUUCAUAAGCAAAAAUGAAGUCAUCAUAGCCUUAUCGCAUUCGUUUUCAGAGAGAGAGAGAGAGAGAGAGAGAGAGAGAAAAGAAGAAGAAAAAGAAUUAGAAAAGAAACAGGCAAUGCAUUAACUAACGAAGCAGACAA